GGUUAUUUUAAUUUCAAAUAUUUGCUGUUUGAAUAUUGCGUUACAUUUUGUCGAAGACUUAUUUAUGUAUUUUAUAUAUGAUAUUUACAUAUUUCACAUAUAUUUCUCAUGUUUCAUUAAGAAGUUUACGUAUAAUGGCAAACAGUGUGUUAUUCCCUAGCUCGCAAGUAAAAGGUUUGAAAGUGUUGGAUAAGACACUUUUCAUCAAAACAGUUAAAGUUCCGUGUCUACAAGUAGACAAAAAUUCUGUUUCGAAGGCUGUUCUUACUCUCAAGAAAUAUUUUCUGAAACUAGAAAACUUCAAAGCUGUUCAAUCGAGUGAUUCAAAUGUAUCAAUUUAUUUGAAUCCAGAUUCAGUGAGAGAGUGGAAGAAUAUAUCAACAGAUGAUAUAAAUACGUUAUCCUCUAUAGGCAUAUCCGAUGAAAACCUUAUUUUAAAAGAUUUGACUCUAACAUAUGACAAUUAUUCACUUGAUACAAUAUUGAAGUCCAUUCUACCUGAUGACUCGGAUGGAUUUUCUAGUUUCACAAAAGUUGGUCAUAUUGUCCAUGUUAAUCUUAAGGAUCAUUUGCUUCCAUACAAGAAAUUGAUCGGUGAAGUACUCUUGGAGAAAGUGAAAAACUGUAAAACAGUUGUGAACAAAUUAGAUAUGAUCGAUAAUACCUAUAGAAAUUUCCACAUGGAAGUACUUUGCGGUGAAGAUAACAUGCAAACAUGUGUGAAGGAGAACAACUGUAUAUUUGAAUUUGAUUUCUCAACAGUGUAUUGGAAUUCGAGACUAUCGACUGAACAUGAACGAAUUGUGAAGAAACUUCAUAAUGGGGAUGUGUUCAUAGAUGUUUUUGCUGGUGUUGGGCCGUUUUCUGUUCCACUUGCUAAAAAAAAGUGUUAUGUAUAUGCCAAUGAUUUGAACCCAGAAUCCUACAAAUGGCUGAAUUAUAACAUAGAAAAGAAUAAAGUGGAUAAGAGACAUAUAAAAACAUUCAAUAAAGAUGGCAGGGACUUCAUAAAAACAGAUGUUAAAAGUGUGCUUAUAGAACAUUUGAAUCAACGUAAUAUUUUUAUUGCUAUGAAUUUACCAGCGUUGGCUGUUGAAUUUGUAGAUGGUUUUGUUGGUCUUUUGGCUGAAAAUAUAGUAGAAAUAUCUAAUAUUCCGAUUGUGUAUGUGUAUUGUUUUGCUAAAGGGUCAGAGACUAACACAGAUUAUUGCACUAUCGCCAAAAAUUCCCUUUUACAAAACAUUGAGAUAGAUGUGACAGAUAAAAUAGUGGAUAUGUUUGAAGUAAGGACUGUUAGUAAUUUCAAAAAAAUGAUCAGGAUAACGUUGAAAUUAGAUGGUGAUAUCCUCUUUGCCAGUCGCAGUAAUUCAAAGAGAAAAGUAGUACACGACGACAAUCUUCUGACGAAAAUACCGAAAUCAGACAAUGGGGAAGAAAAAGAACAAUAAAAAUGCCAAGACAGCUGCUGCCAAAAGCCAACCACCUAAAGUUAAAGGGCAAGGUAUGAAAGCUAAAGGCAAGCCAGCUCAAGUUAAAGGAAAGUUGAAAAAGGAUAUUGUGAAAAACAAAUCUAAAAUCGAAGAAAUCAACAAGCAAUUCAAAAGCAUGAAAAAUACAAAGAUUCAAGGCCCUCAUCAAAAAAAGAAAAUACAGGUCAAACAUUCUGAUUUGACUGCUGUUAAUCCGAAGGUGCCUAAUAAGGAAUAAAUUUGUAAAUAUUGGUCAUUCUUUGUGUAACUCGAUGUAAAUAUAUCAAAAUUAAAUUGGUUGCGUAAAA
Coccinella septempunctata (seven-spotted ladybird) is the source of this 1777-nucleotide messenger RNA. Its product is annotated as tRNA (guanine(37)-N1)-methyltransferase. Lineage: Eukaryota; Metazoa; Arthropoda; Insecta; Coleoptera; Coccinellidae. Gene Ontology annotation, cellular component: mitochondrial matrix; cytoplasm. Gene Ontology annotation, biological process: tRNA N1-guanine methylation; mitochondrial tRNA methylation. The record is from RefSeq and is a predicted model, not a curated record. The coding region runs from base 78 to 1448 and encodes 456 amino acids. The transcript is spliced from 3 exons.